Messenger RNA from Danaus plexippus (monarch butterfly), 836 nucleotides. RefSeq names its product zinc finger protein 706-like. The transcript has 3 exons. Lineage: Eukaryota; Metazoa; Arthropoda; Insecta; Lepidoptera; Nymphalidae. The record is from RefSeq and is a predicted model, not a curated record. Bases 228 to 461 code for a protein of 77 amino acids.
CAAAUCUAAAUUUUAAUCUAGUGAUUACUUAAAAUUAAAAUACACAUUUCAUUAUUUCCAGACAACAUAUUUCUGUAAAUAAAUGAACAUUAAAACCUAUUUAUUAAAGUCAUUAUAAAUUAAAUUUUGGUAUUUUGUAAAGUCAAAUCAUAGUUGCCUGGUAAAUAUAAGUAAAAGUAUUUUUAUUAAACGAUAUAAUCGAGGUUCAGUUCAUAGGAAUUAGAAAGAUGGCACGGGGGCACCAGAAAAUACAAUCACAGGCCAAAGCCGCUGAGAAACAGUCUAAGUUAAAAAAACAACAAGGGCACAGUGCAACAGAGCAAAAGAAAGCUGCACAGAAAGCUCUUGUGCAUGUUUGCAUUAUUUGCAAGGCUCAAAUGCCGGACCCAAAAACUUACAAGCAACACUUUGAAAACAAACAUCCCAAAAAUGAUCUACCGGAAGAUUUGAAAUCUGUCUAAAAGAUACAAACCAUUCAUCAACAUGACACCGACCUCGUGGAGGAGAAUAGAACUCCUAGUUCAGACAAGGAACUAUGACUGUGAGAGCCGGGCCCGUCCGGGACCAAGAGCCAGCUUACGAAAGGUGGAAAUUAUGUUUCAAUAGUCAUUCCAUUGAUUUAUAUUUGUUUGGAAAGCGGUCGGCGACGUCGGCGUCAUGACGGUGAAUGGUGAACAUCUUCUCUUCUUAGAUUUAAUACUUUAUUUAUAAGAAUAGUAAAUACUGUCUAUGUCAACGGACAUUCGCAUUUGUCACUUUCUCUCGCGUGCACGGUCUCGUGUAGUGCGUUCCAUUUAACCGACGGCUCUGAGCACACAAUAAACGAAUUUAUCCUG